Messenger RNA from Acanthocheilonema viteae, 890 nucleotides. The record is from the annotation of a GenBank genome assembly. NCBI's taxonomy places the organism in Eukaryota, Metazoa, Nematoda, Chromadorea, Rhabditida, Onchocercidae.
GAGGAUGUUUUAACUGUGUUAGACUUUUGAUCGAGAAAGGUGGUGCAGAUAUUUGCAUAGUAUCAGAUAAAGGACAGUCAUUGCUGCAUAUUGCAUGUCUUGCUGGCCAUGCGCACAUUGUUCGAUGGAUUGUAAAUCGUUCUGUAGCCAAUGUUAUUUUGUGGACAACGAAGGAUAACGCCAAUGCUAUACAUUGCGCCUCAUAUAGUGGAAGCGUUGCUGCACUCUAUGUUUUACUCCACACAAUUUCUCAUAAGCGUCGACGACAGAUACUUGCAUUGCGAGAUUCAUGUGGUAACACUCCGCUUCAUCUUACAGCUAUCAAUAAUCAUAUUGAUGCUGCACAGUAUUUGCUGGAAAAUGGUGCUGAACCGCGAUUGCUCAAUAAUGGAGGACAAACAGCUGAAGCAAUUGCUUGCACACGAAAAAAUUACCAACUUGUGAAACUUUUGUCUUACUGGAAAGAACGAAAACAGAAGAAAAGAAAAGAAUGGUUCCUACCGUUGGCGACAACCGAUAGACUGCAAAUGGACAAUAUUUAUUCGUCCAAUUGCUGGAAUACCUCAAACCACACUAUGCCGAAUAGUUCAAGCCACAUUAUGCCAGUUAAUACUGCUGCACCACUAUCAUUACAACAAAAUAAAGCUUUAAAAUAUUCAUGGAAAGACAACUUCAAUAAGACCAGUUCAGUUGAGGUGAUAGUGAGUGAACUGCGCCCAAUAACCUACGUCGCAUCGGAUGAAGGUGGAAGAAUUUAUGAGGAUCAUUCAAUUCAAACCGACCGUGAUUCCUUGCGAACUGCAACAAAGGUCCUGGAUGAAGACGAAUGGCGAGAAAGCCUAGCAGCAGUCGCACAAAUUGACAGAGUUCUGCAGGAAAUCGACGCUUGA